Molecule: messenger RNA, 3212 nt
Organism: Thermothielavioides terrestris NRRL 8126
Lineage: Eukaryota; Fungi; Ascomycota; Sordariomycetes; Sordariales; Chaetomiaceae
Exons: 2
Coding region: 292-2736 (814 amino acids)
Biological process (GO): phospholipid biosynthetic process
Cellular component (GO): endoplasmic reticulum membrane
Molecular function (GO): glycerol-3-phosphate O-acyltransferase activity; glycerone-phosphate O-acyltransferase activity
Source: RefSeq, a predicted model, not a curated record
UCAUCCCUUCCCCAAGCUUAAGACCGCUGUUUUGCGUUAAUGGCUCGCCGGAGCUAGAGGACCCGGGAGUCUGGAGAAGCGACGAGCUCAGCGUACCCGCGCACGUGUCGACCGCGAGCAAAAAUUGGAGAUAUUCGUCUCCAGAUACACUUGAAAGUCACGGAAACAUUACAAAAAGAACCAAGCCGAGGGCCGUUAUUUCCGCCUCUCGAUCUUCCGCCUCUCGAUCCGUCUGUCCUGCUAUCUCGGUCAAUACCGGGCCCCUGGGGCUCUCUUCACUUCCCCAUCACCAUGUCCGCGGACAACUCCCGAUCGGCCCAGCAGGGCGCAAGCUUGUCUGCUGCUUCCAAGGAUCUGUACCCGAUGAGCGAGUGGAAGUAUGACACAUUUCUGUGGACGCUGUCAGUGCUGGUGGACCUCUUCUUCCGUGAAGUACAUCCCCGCGGCGCCUGGAGAGUGCCCCGGCAUGGCCCAGUGCUCUUCGUCGCUGCUCCACAUGCAAAUCAGUUCGUGGAUGGCCUCAUUCUCCAGCGCACACUCAAGAACGAGGCGCGCCGCCGCGUCUCGCUUCUCAUCGCACAAAAAUCGGUGAAGGGGUUCAUUGGAUGGGCGUCGCGGCAGGUUGGCUCGGUUCCUGUCGGCCGAGCGCAAGACUCGGCGAAGCCUGGACAGGGCACCAUCUACCUACCUGAUCCCGUCAACGAUCCGACCCUCAUUCGCGGCAUCGGCACAGACUUCGAGAAGCAGGCUGAAGUCGGUGGCAUGCUCUUCCUCCCGUCUGCUAAGGGUCAGAGCGGGUCGAGCGUCGAUGUCGCGCAGAUCAUCGGGCCCGAGGAAAUCCGCAUCAAGCGUCCAUUUACUAGCAAACUUGCCAUGAUGCAGCUCACUGGCCGCGAGGAUAUCGAUGAUAACGGCAAGUUUACGGAUAAGGACACCACCGGGCCGAAACCCGGCUACGAGGGAACCAAGUACAAGCUUGCCCCGCACAUCGACCAAUCCAAGGUCUACCAGGCCGUGUUCGACCGUCUUAAAUCUGGCGGGUGCGUCGGCAUCUUCCCGGAGGGAGGUAGCCACGACCGCACAGAUCUCCUCCCGCUCAAGGCGGGCGUGGCCAUCAUGGCUCUGGGAACGCUCGCCGAAGCGCCCAACUGUGGCCUCAAGAUCGUCCCGGUCGGCAUGAACUACUUCCACGCCCACAAGUUCCGCUCGCGGGCCGUCAUCGAGUUCGGGCCUCCGUUCGAAGUCCCGGCAAAGCUUGUCGACAUGUACAAGAACAACCAGAGGCGAGACGCGAUCGGCCAGCUCCUAGACAUGGUGCACUCGGCGCUCAGCGCCGUCACCGUCUCUGCACCCGACUACGACACGCUGAUGGUGAUCCAAGCCGCGAGGAGGCUCUAUAACCCUACCGGCAAGAAGCUUCCUUUGCCCAUCGUUGUCGAGCUGAACCGCCGGUUAGCCAUGGGGUACGAGAGGUACAAAACAGAUGAGCGGAUCAUCAAGCUUAAACAAUCGGUCGCCGAAUACAAUAAGCAACUCCGCUAUCUUAACCUCCGCGACCAUCAGGUCGAGUACGGCAGAAUGGCGUGGCCAACAGUCGUCUUGACAUUUAUCUACCGGCUCGGCAAGCUGCUCGUUCUCUCUGCCGGCGUGCUCCCUGGGCUCGUCCUCUUCGCGCCCGUCUUCAUCGCGACAAAGUACAUCAGCGUGCAGAAGGCAAAGACGGCACUGGCCGGCUCCUCAGUCAAGAUACAGGGAAGGGACGUGAUGGCAACAUGGAAGCUCUUGGUCGCGAUGGCCUUUGCGCCCAUCCUGUACAACUUCUACACGUGUGUCCUGGCCUACAGGGUCUAUCGGGACCGGCUCUUUGGCUACGUCCCCGAGUGGGUGCCCGUCUGGGCCGUGUUUCUGGCCGGCUGGGUAGUCUUCCCAGCCAUCACCUUUGCGGCGCUCCGAUUCGGCGAGGUGGGCAUGGACAUUCUCAAAUCGCUCAGGCCACUCGCGCUCUGCAUCAACCCGUCGUCAAGCUACAACAUCAGCCAGCUCCGCGAACGGCGCGCCGAGCUCAGCGCGGAGGUCACGCGCCUCAUCAACACGCUCGGGCCCGAGAUGUUCCCCGACUUUGAGCACACGCGCCUGGUCUUCGACGCCAACCCGCGCGCGCUGGCAACCGACACCGCCAGCCAGGACGGCAUGUCGCCGGUCUCGCCCGCCAACCAGACAGCGCACACGCGCAGCCGCAGCGGUGCGUCCACGCCCGGCGGGCCCGGCAGCCCCGGCAGCCCGCCGCUCCUGCGGCGCAGCAGCACGACGCAGUCGAGCCGCGCGAUCCCGCGCAACGAGUCGUUCAGCAACAUCGGCCAGGCGCCGCUGUUCGCCACGCGCCCGCCCAGCCGCGACCGGAGCAGGAGCAGCAGCGCCGGGGGCGGCCUGGCCUCGGCCUCGGGCUCGGCCGCCUUCCCCGUCAGCGCGUUCACGACGCUGGAUAGCAAGGAGGGGUUCGACCACGCGAACCGCAGGAUCCGCGAGGCGAUGAGGGAGCGGGGCGAGCUCAGGCGCCGGCAGCGGCUGAAGCUGAGGGAGAAGAGGAUGGAGUGGGCUGGGGCGGACGACGACGACGACGAUGUGGAGGAGGCGGAGCUGGAGGAGGAGGAGGAUGAGGAGGUGACGAGUGAUGAGGCGGAGAGUGGUGUCGGCAGCUCGGUGGCGGAUUAUGAGGAGGCGAGGAAGCAGAGGUGAAUGGAGAAGGGUGGCUGUGGUGUGUUUCUGCUAUCUUUCUCUGUGUUCGAUGUCUCUUGUUUUCUCAUUGGGGUAAUAUGGGAGCGGAUGUGGCUUCCAUGUAUCACCAUGGUUAUCUUGCCGUUAUCGACUCUGGACUGGGCGGCUAGCGGUGUACUGCGUUCUAAAAAAAGGGUUUCGAAGGAUUGAAAAUCGUCUCCUGGGCGAGCUUCAUGAGUUUACGCUGGGCUUGUCGUAGAUCUAGAUCUGUCUCCUUGCACGAGAUGGAUGAUGAGGGGUGUUUGAUGCGAAUGAAGAACGGUUAAGAAAGAACAACCGGUUGUUGUUGCUUUCCCUUUUUGGCUUUCCCUUUUUGGUGUUCCUCGUCUUCUCCGGGCCGCUGCGCCUCCCUUUUUGGUGCAACCUUCCGCUUCGAUGUCAGAUGAUCUGAUAAGUUAACUACCUUAGGCACCCACCCUACGGAGUUAGUUGGCUGC